CCCGCCCACAGGUGAUCCCGCCCUCGAGCCCUGCCCCUUCGGCCCCGGCGAAGCCCAGGUGUACGCGGGCAAAUCGGGUAGGUGCGUCCGAACUGAAGAAUGCAACUAGGAGCCCAGAACCACCGCGGCCAAGCCUGGAAGUAAUUCCGGUACCAGCUUUACACCGACUUCCUACAUAAGAAGAGAACUUGGAAGUCGGAGCAUCGUGAAAGAUCCUGCAGAUGUUGGUUUUGACUCGGAACACGACUGCGCGACCUCCCGGCGAUCGAGAGUUGUCCUCUACCUGGCCCAGCUCCUACGUUGGCAGUUCUAUGAGAUUGCAGUACUGGAAAUUGAACACAGGGCCUCAUACAUGCUAGACAAGCACUCUACCACUGAGCCACAUUCUCAACCCCACCUUGAGCACUUUUGUGGCAGAUGGCUUCUUCAGCACUCCGGAGAGCAGGGUCUUGCUAAAUUGCUGAAGCUGUCUUUGAACUUGCAAUCCUCCUGCCUCAGCCUCUCAAGCCACUGUGAUUACUGGGUGUCUAGAACUUUCAGAGACCGACUGAAUGAGCCUAAAAUGAGAUCUAAAGCAUCAACAAAAACAUGAUGACCAGUUCAAAGUGGUGUUGGCCCAAAUUUGAGUGGUCCCCAAAAAGAACUUCUGGUGAGACCCAGCCUCAAAACAGGAAUAGAAGCUCCCAGAAGGACUCCCCAAUCUUCCAAGUUGGCUUCCUGUCCUCCUGCAGGGAGGGUCAGCCUGGAGCAUGCAGCAGGAUGGGAUCAGCAGCAUGAAUCAGCUGGGGGGACUUUUUGUGAAUGGUCGGCCCCUACCUCUGGACACCCGGCAGCAGAUCGUGCAGCUAGCAGUCAGUGGUAUGCGACCCUGCGAUAUCUCACGGAGCCUUAAGGUAUCAAAUGGCUGUGUGAGCAAGAUUCUAGGGCGUUACUACCGCACAGGUAUCUUGGAGCCCAAGUGUAUUGGGGGAAGCAAGCCACGUCUGGCCACACCCCCUGUGGUGGCUCGAAUUGCCCAGCUUAAAGACCAGUAUCCAGCUCUCUUUGCUUGGGAGAUCCAACGUCAGCUUUGUGCUGAAGGGCUUUGCACGCAGGACAAGACUCCCAGUGUCUCCUCCAUCAAUCGAGUCCUGAGGGUGCUACAGGAAAACCAAAGACUGCACUGGCCACAGCUCAGGUCAUCAGGUGUCUUGGCACCAGCUCUUUCCAUUCCACAUCAUGGCUCUGAGUAUCCCCAAGGUCCCACCUCGGGGACCACCCACCGGAAUCGAACUAUCUUCUCCCCAGGCCAAGCAGAGGCAUUGGAGAAAGAGUUCCAGCGUGGACAGUAUCCUGAUUCAGUGGCCCGUGGAAAACUGGCUGCUGCCACCUCUCUGCCUGCAGACACGGUGAGGGUCUGGUUUUCUAACAGAAGAGCCAAAUGGCGCCGGCAAGAGAAGCUGAAGUGGGAAAUGCAACUGCCAGGUGCUUCUCAGGAUCUGACUGUACCAAGGGUGUCCCCAUGGAUCAUCUCUGCACAGCAGUCCCCUGGCAGUAUGCCCACAGCAGCUCUUCCAGCCCUGGAACCACCGGGUCCCUCCUGGUCUCAGCUGAGUUUGCAGGCAGCACCAGACAGGUGUCUGAGUGACACUCCUCUCCAAGCCUGUCUCCAGCCCUGCUUGGAUUGCUGUGCCUUCCUCCUUCCUGUGGCUCCCCCUUCCUGUGUGGACCUUGCCUGGCCCUGCCUCACUGCCCCUCCUGCGCAUCAUGUGAUUGGAGGAGCUGGAGAGGCAGCACCCACCCACUACUCACACUGGCCUUAAGAGGCCUCCACUUGGCAGUAAUAAAAACACAUUUUAAAUUAGCA
Molecule: messenger RNA, 1846 nt
Organism: Ictidomys tridecemlineatus (thirteen-lined ground squirrel)
Lineage: Eukaryota; Metazoa; Chordata; Mammalia; Rodentia; Sciuridae
Gene: Pax4
Product: paired box 4
Biological process (GO): regulation of transcription by RNA polymerase II; anatomical structure development
Molecular function (GO): DNA-binding transcription factor activity, RNA polymerase II-specific; RNA polymerase II cis-regulatory region sequence-specific DNA binding
Source: RefSeq, a predicted model, not a curated record